Messenger RNA from Anoplopoma fimbria (sablefish), 2488 nucleotides. It is a transcript of the gene ypel5, whose product is annotated as yippee-like 5. Bases 226 to 594 code for a protein of 122 amino acids. The record is from RefSeq and is a predicted model, not a curated record. The transcript has 3 exons. Lineage: Eukaryota; Metazoa; Chordata; Actinopteri; Perciformes; Anoplopomatidae.
AGCACACGGGCACUGCAGGGGCCUCUACGUCAUAACCGGAUGUUGACACUAGCUUGGAGCAGCUGAACAGGAACAACAAAGCCGCCACGACGACGGUAAAGAACAACAACAACAGAUGUGCGUCUGAAAACACACCUGACACCUCGGUGACAGCAUCGCCGGUGGGAACACUGAGAGCCACUGAAACAACCACACAGCCUUAGGCCAGUCACUCCCAGAGAUUUGAUGAUGGGACGCAUCUUCUUGGACCACAUUGGCGGAACUCGCCUCUUCUCCUGCGCCAACUGUGACACCAUCCUGACCAACAGGUCUGAGCUCAUCUCAACACGCUUCACAGGAGCCACGGGCAGAGCUUUCCUCUUCAACAAGGUGGUGAACCUCCAGUAUAGCGAGGUGCAGGACAGAGUGAUGCUUACCGGCAGACACAUGGUGAGGGACGUCAGCUGCAAGAACUGCAACAGCAAGUUGGGUUGGAUCUAUGAGUUUGCUACUGAGGACAGUCAGCGGUACAAGGAGGGACGUGUCAUCCUGGAGAGGGCGCUGGUUAGGGAGAGUGAGGGCUUUGAGGAGCACGUCCCCUCAGACAACUCAUGAGCCCCUAACCUCGGAUUAACUCGUGUGGGGUAAAGCUCACCCAUGUCCUCCUACCCCUCUCCUUUAUCCCCUUUGCCUCUGCGCUGCACACCACCGCCUGCAGACUUAGACACACACCUUUUCCCCGUCUCUAGCCUACGACCUUAGACCUCUGCUGAUUGGUUUGCCGGCUCUACUCUUGCUGAAUAGGCUUACCCAAAGUACUUCCCUAUUUAUGCGUCACAGGGCACCACCCCAAAACAUCUGGGCACACAGAUAGGGAGAUGUAACUACACUCUGUUGAAGUGUCCAUGCAUGCUCACACAGAAUUUUCACAACCUCACAAGGCAUGCUCCACACUUCUUCAUAUGGUAAAUAAACACAUGCAUGAUAAUAGACAUGGUCAACCACACAAAAAAAAAAGAAACCAUCACCUAGUUGUUUUGUUUAUUUACAUAGCUGGAGGCAGUAGAGCUGAGUAUGUUCAUCAAAGCCACCGACCCGCUCUGCACAGCGAUGUUAAAUGAACCGAUGGAGGCGUCGCUCUACAUACUGCUUCUGUGGGGCUUGUGCUUCUUCGUUGUGACCUUUUUGUAUUUGAUCUCUAGUGAGCACUGGAUGUUUAUUAAGAGUAGUUGUUAUUUCUAUAUCAGUUACCUAUUAUUAGCCAGUUAUGUGAUGAAUGUUACAGUGUUUAAAAUCUAUGUUCACGUCCAAAUGAUACCAUAAGGACUGCACAGAAUGAUGUCAUAUUUAAGUAUUCAUUGUAGUGUUGGACCAUGGAAAGGAACUUUAUUUAGACUGGCUCACAUGAUGGGCAUUUAUUUGGAUUGACAUUACGUUCUCAAAAUGUACACAGAGGGGCGUUAAGUGUCCCAUCAAUCGUUUGGAGGGGAUCUCCUGAACAGCACAAAGUCCUACAAUUCAUCCUACAGUUUAAUUCAGCUGUCCCUCUCUCCCUUUGUUACCAUGGAUUCCGUGUCUGUGUCUGUGUGGUGUGCCGUGUUAAGGGUGAUGUGUCACUUUGGUGACUUAUGAAGAGCAUGUACCUUCCAGCCAUGUGUCUUCAGUGUGGCGGAGGAGGAAGGGGUCUUGAGAGGUGAUGGAGACAUUCUCUGGCUGCCUGCCACUUGGAGGACAGGAUUAUGGGAGGAUGGGUCAUGCGUGUUUGACAGUGGUCAGUACUGGGAGACAAUUUUUAUUGUGUUUAUAGACAGUUUCUGGAAAAUAACCAACAGCAGACAUUCUCUUACCAGUUAUUACAUUACAAUUUUGGAAACAACACACUAAAAAUAUGUUUAAAUAAAGCCUUAGUUUGACUGAACUCCACCUAUGUAAACAGUUGUCAUUGUUUCAGGAUAGUGACCCAUCUUUUCUUAGGCUUUGGGCACAUUUAGUCAUAAGAUGACUUGUUUCUUACAACACAACACCAAGCAAGCUUUAAUGGAGUUCCAGUCUUUAAAGUGGAGGCUUUGUCCUUUUCUUUUCCAGAGCCUCAAUUUGAUAUCAUCAGUGUCCUGUGGAGAUUUCAAUCAAAAUGUCAAAUUGUAACAAAAACAAACAAAAAACAUCUCAACGUUCCUGACAUUUUAGGUUAUUUUUGGAGUGGGUUGUAUUGUGCCAUUUCAGAGUGUGACACUGACACUAUCCAUAUCCCCAACUCCAUGCAGUGUAAAGUCAAUGGCCGUGACAGAAUAUUCUCAUUAUCAUUUUGUUGUUCACUUUUACCAUUUUAUUGACAGGCCAUUGUUUUUUAUUUGCUUUACUCUCUAUGAUUAUUAUUUUAUUGACUGAUACAUUUAUCUUAUUGUAUUAUUUCUGUAUUUGAGGAUUGAGAGAAAAAGGUUUCUUCUUAAAUGGCUAAAGCAAGGUUUUCUCUGAUGUGAUUUCUAAAUAAACAUGAAUUCUUGCUGGG